Messenger RNA from Colius striatus (speckled mousebird), 5406 nucleotides. It is a transcript of the gene GABRB3, whose product is annotated as gamma-aminobutyric acid type A receptor subunit beta3. The transcript has 9 exons. The record is from RefSeq and is a predicted model, not a curated record. Gene Ontology annotation, molecular function: GABA-A receptor activity; extracellular ligand-gated monoatomic ion channel activity; neurotransmitter receptor activity. Gene Ontology annotation, cellular component: neuron projection; GABA-A receptor complex; membrane. Bases 379 to 1809 code for a protein of 476 amino acids. Lineage: Eukaryota; Metazoa; Chordata; Aves; Coliiformes; Coliidae. Gene Ontology annotation, biological process: monoatomic ion transmembrane transport; nervous system process; signal transduction.
CGCCCCUCCUCGGGCUCUCCGCCGGGGGGGACGGCGGUGCCCUCCCCUCCCGGUGGCGGGAAGGCGGCGGGGCGGGCAGCGGCGUGCGGGCACGGCGGCCGGAGGGGAGGCAGGCGGCCGGGCUCCGGCGGAGGGCGGCUUCCUCCGGGGCUCGGCGGCGUCCGGCCGCGGGGUGGGCGCAGCGGGGUGCGCGGGCGACUCCCGCGGGCCAGGCAGCGGUUUUGGGGCAGGCGGCGGGGCAGUUUUUUUCGGAGGGAGGGUGAGGUGGGGAGAGAACGGGGACUGUCGCCUCCGCCUCUUCCUCAGCGGCAGCCGGAGCAGCCGAAUCGCCGCGGCGGCGGCUGCUGCUGCUGCGCGGAGGGAGCGCGGAGCGGAGGGAUGUGGGGCUUUGGUAAAGGCAGGAUCUUCGGGAUCUUCUCCGCUCCCGUCCUGGUGGCCGUAGUCUGCUGCGCCCAGAGUGUGAACGAUCCCGGCAACAUGUCCUUCGUGAAAGAAACUGUGGAUAAAUUGUUGAAGGGCUACGACAUCCGCCUCCGGCCAGAUUUCGGAGGUCCGCCCGUCUGCGUGGGGAUGAACAUCGACAUCGCCAGCAUCGACAUGGUUUCUGAAGUCAACAUGGAUUACACUUUGACUAUGUAUUUUCAGCAGUACUGGAGAGAUAAAAGGCUGGCUUACGCUGGCAUACCUCUCAACCUCACGCUUGAUAACCGAGUGGCAGAUCAACUCUGGGUGCCUGACACGUACUUCUUAAAUGACAAGAAAUCAUUUGUGCAUGGUGUCACUGUGAAGAAUCGAAUGAUUCGCCUUCACCCGGAUGGAACGGUGCUUUACGGCCUCAGAAUCACUACCACGGCAGCUUGUAUGAUGGACUUGAGAAGAUACCCAUUAGAUGAACAAAACUGUACUCUGGAAAUAGAAAGCUAUGGCUACACAACUGAUGACAUAGAGUUCUACUGGAGAGGUGGAGAUAAUGCAGUCACUGGUGUGGAAAGGAUUGAGCUUCCUCAGUUUUCCAUCGUGGAAUAUAGACUGGUGUCAAAGAAUGUUGUCUUUGCCACAGGUGCCUAUCCAAGACUCUCACUGAGCUUCAGGUUGAAGAGAAAUAUUGGAUACUUUAUUCUCCAAACUUACAUGCCCUCCAUCCUGAUUACCAUUUUAUCGUGGGUGUCAUUCUGGAUCAAUUAUGAUGCAUCAGCAGCAAGAGUUGCCCUUGGAAUUACAACUGUGCUGACCAUGACAACAAUCAACACUCAUCUACGAGAGACUUUGCCUAAAAUUCCCUAUGUUAAAGCCAUUGACAUGUAUCUUAUGGGCUGCUUUGUAUUUGUCUUCUUGGCCUUACUUGAAUACGCCUUUGUCAACUACAUUUUCUUUGGAAAAGGCCCUCAAAGGCAGAAGAAACUUGCAGAAAAAACAGCAAAGGCAAACAACGAUCGCUCAAGGUUUGAAGGCAACCGGGUGGACACCCAUGGAAACAUUCUACUAACGUCACUUGAAAUUCACAACGAGGUGGCAAGCAACGAGGUCACCACCAGCGUGACGGAUGCCCGAAAUUCCACGAUCUCCUUUGACAGCUCAGGGAUCCAGUACAGAAAACAGAGUUCACAUCGCGAGAGCUUUGGGAGGCGUUCAUCAGAAAGAACAGGUUCCCACAGCAGGAGGGGCCAUUUACGAAGAAGGUCUUCGCAACUGAAGAUAAAAAUCCCUGAUCUAACAGAUGUGAAUGCCAUCGACAGAUGGUCAAGAAUGGUGUUUCCAUUCACAUUUUCUCUUUUCAACUUGAUUUACUGGCUAUACUAUGUUAACUGAGUGACUGAACUUUUUUAAAGGACUUCAAUUAUAAGAAGUGAAGUAUUCCUUGCCUGCAGAGUUUAUAUAUAUUUAUAUGUAAUAUAUAUAUAUAUGAACUUUUACUAUGUAGACCAUAAUCAUGUAUGUGUGAAUACAUGUAGCAAAGAAUUGUGUGUACUUAAAAGCACAUACUGCAAAGCAAAAGUAUAUGUAUGCACACACACAUGUACACAUUCGUUUUGAGGUUAUGGACACUUUAAACAUAGAAUGUGCUCCAGAGGAACUUUUUCAAUUAAAAGGCAGGUGUCAUCAAAACAACAAGCCUUGAGAAAGUAAGUGUUGCAUAUUGUCACUACAAAACUUUGAUUGUCAGAAAUUUUCAAACAGCUGUAAUCGUGUAUAAAGUCAGUGUUUAAUAACAUUGUUUGUAAAUGCUGCCAUACACACUAAUCAGAAAACAGUAGAAUUACACUGGUAACGUUUAAAACAAGUCAUUUAUACUACAGAUCCAUCAAGUACAAUUUCGUAAGGCCAAAUGUAUUUUUCUUUGCUAAAAUUUCUUGAGUUUAUAUAUGUCAUUAUAUAUUUUUUCCCCAGUCCUGAAUGGGUGGCAUUUUUAAUGAUCUCUUGCUUUCUCUUCUGCACCAAGCAAGGUGAUCAUGGCAGUGUUGCUUUACGUCUUUGGAGACAUACAUAUACGUGUUCAUACUAUUUCAGACAGUCAUUUUAUGUGUCCAUCAACAGUGAAAUGAAUCUUUUGUAAGUACUGUAAAUGUACAGCACAUUUUCCUUCCCUUGGACUGGUUCCAGAUGCCAUGCCAUUUUGAAAGAGAACAGCACAUUUUUAGUAUAAUUUAGCUGAGAAUUCAACUACCGUCAACGUGUUCUACAUCUGCUGUAGAUGUAAAGAUUGUUAUUCCAGUGAAAGCAUAGAAGAUGUCUCAGGUUAUUUGCUACUUUGACAUGAAAACACCUAGCUGUAGCCUUUUUUAAACAUGCAUUCACAUUAUUUAACAUUCUUAUAACAUUGUAUGUUAAUGUAAAAUAUAUUUGCAUAAUAUGCAUAUAAGUAUAUUUUCUCAAUAUUUUUCUGCCCCGUGCUUGCUGUUGUGACCGCAUGCUAUGUCAUACUUUUCGUUUGUGUGAUGUUAAACCUUUUUAUUCUCUAGCAUCCAGCAAAUAGAGCUCUUCCAAUACUUUGAUUCAGUAAUGGAGCAUUUUCAUAUUUUAUUUAUAUACUGAAAGUAUAUACACGUACACUUACUGAGCUAGUGUGCUGCCAUCACAGAUCGCAAAAGAUAGCAUGUUUUCUUUCAGCAUCAAUUAUGUUCUACCUUGUCCCUCAUGCAAAUGUGUCCACUUUGCUUUUCAUCCCAAUUUGUUCCCUCAGCGGGAUUCCAACUUUUUUCAGUCUAGUAGAUUGUAGUCGUCAAGGUAUGCCAAUUUCAAAUCUGUAAACUUAAUUUGUUAUUUAUUAGAGCUAAACGUUUCUAAAGAAAAGAAGAUAUAUUUUUUGUAAAGUGUUUCUAUCAUGUACAUUCUCGAGUAACAACAAAUACAGUAGCAUAAAUAGAUCAAAAAAAAAAAAAAAGAGAAGAAAUUCAGGUUUAGCCCUGCCAGUUCUCUGCAUGUAGAAUUCCUUUGGAUAUCGCUGGGAAUUGUUGGCAGAUAGGGAGAUUUGGAUGCUAGUUACAGACGUCUAUGGGAACAAAAUAUAUGGAUAUGAAUCUACCAAAAAAACCCAAAAAGAGAUGAAACUGAAAAGGCUGUUCUUGCUCUGUAAUGGCCCAUAUUCUCUCUAGCACUUGAUUUAUCUGUGAGUAGAGCAAUGAUCCUUGUGUUGUUGCUCCAUACGAUCCGUUCCGAUUCCCACCCCAGACUGUUUGCAGCUGAACUGUGAAACUUUGCUCUGGGCUGAAAUUCAGCAUAGAUGAACCCGAGUUGCGAAGCCUGCAUUGGAAUCUCACCCUUGGGGCUGCUUCUUGACCAAGAACAGGCCUCGCACAGUUGCCUUGCAGCAAAGCUGCAAUGCCAUCCCCAGCUGGUAGCGUUCGCCUGUGCAGGAUCAGCACUGCAGUCCUGCUGCAUCCUUGGCAGUGGUGCAGAGUGGCUGUGACUGCAGUUUUUAAGCACUGUGUCUGCAGACAAAUGUACGUUAUGAAGAACCUCAAAGGAACCCAUAUAGCUGGAGCAGAAAAACUUGGUUUUUAAAAGCUCCUUGGUAUUAACUCCCAUUGGUAAUCCCCAAUGUGUUAUGAGCUCUCUAAUUUGACUCAAACUGUGAAAGGAUUAUAGAGCACAUUGUUGUCAUUAUAAUCAAAGUAACUAAACAAUUAACAACCUCCCAAAGUACAUAUUUGGUAGAAUUGUUGAAAAGCCCUCCCAAGUUUUUAUCUUAAUAACAAAAUAUAAUUAAAGAAAAAAACCCUGAUUUUAAUAAAGCUUAAACAUGGCAGGCUUUGCUUUAGAAAAAUUGCCCUAAUGAAAUGAUCUUUGAGCAAGCUUUUCAGUAAUUGCCCUAAAGAACUACCUGAGUGGUCUCACCCUAAUGAUUUAAUCACAGGUCUCUCUUUUCUUCAAGCCCAACUCCUAGGAGUUGUGUGGUCAACAAGAAGAAGAGAUUUUGUUUUGUUGAUAGAAAUAUGUACUCCAAAUCCCACUGAGGUCAGUUCUCCAGUGUCUUCAGCCAGGAUUUCCAAGCGGAGGGAAAAUUACUGCCUGGCCAGAGCAAAGAGACCAUGUGCGUUUUUAGAACCCUUCAUAGGAAAGACAACUGAGUCUCUGAGAACUCUCUCUCUUACCCUUUGCACAACUGGAGAGCAGUGUGUUACUGCAGUCCCUUUCAUGAAACUGUACUGUCCACCUUGCCUGUCAUGGCAAAAACUGGGCAGGUGCACAUUUCAGCUUUUUCACAAGAUUUCACAUUCAUUGUUCUAGUUGGGUUCCAUGGGACAUACUUAAGUCACUUGAACCUUGAACAAAUAGAUCUAAGACUUGAUUUGACUUGAAAAAAGCCAGGAAAAUCUCACUUAAGGUUAACACUUCAUCUUUAACACACAUUUUUGUGCCUUUUUUUGCCAAUUCCCUUCCUCCGGUCCCAGCACCACUUCUUACACAGACACAGAUACAGCCAUGUGUUAAGAACAGUGUUUGCCUUGACCUCCCAUUUUCUGGCUCUUGUCCCUGUAUGUGUAUGUCGCUGCAGUAUAUGAUUUUAACCAUAGAUGGCUUUAAGACUGAAAGUGGUAAUUUCAACCAAUUUGCACCAGAGUAAUGUAUUAUGUAUUUCAUAGCUAAUUAACUCCUUUCUAACUCAGCACUACUAUAAAUAUCAUUUACACAUCAUUUGUUUGUAAAAGGUGUUUAAAAACCCAAAAAGCUGGAACUAUCUUGUGUUAUAGCCCAAAGGGUCAAUAAACAGUAGAAAUAUUAUGGUGAUUUAACUCUAAGUUAAUUUCAUCCCAUCGUAAAGAUAAACUAAAACCCAGUCUUUUUUGCUUAAGGCACAUCUAUGUAUUUUUGGUAUUCUUCAACAGUGAAAAAAAAAAAGAAUAGUAAAAUGGAAUGAUGAGGAGAUGCUUUAUGAAAAUAUUGAUGAAUGAAUAUUCAUUUAUU